Messenger RNA from Funneliformis caledonium, 291 nucleotides. The record is from the annotation of a GenBank genome assembly. NCBI's taxonomy places the organism in Eukaryota, Fungi, Glomeromycota, Glomeromycetes, Glomerales, Glomeraceae.
AUGCCUUCUUCAGUGCCUCACAGAAAAUCAGUCGAUUCUACUCCCGAUACUGAUCAAAUGUUCAUUAAUGAUGAUGAAACUGAGCAUCAUCGUGUGCAAGAUGACGAUAAUCAUGGUUCUUCACUGAUCGACACAGAAUUUUCUUCAUCACAAUCGUCCCAAAAACCAAUAAAAUCACAAGAAGAUAAUAAUCCUUACCUAGUGUAUAUGGGCGAAAGUAAUGCUACAAUGAAAGGGGUAACUGAUGAAGAAUAUCAUAAAGAUCAUGACGAUGACGGGUACAAAAAUAUG